AUGGGCAGAAGUGGCGUUGUUGGUGUAAACUCAUCUGGUGGAGAAAAUAUUGGAACUAGAGGUGGUGCUGGUGUCAACUCACGAUCUGGGGGUGUGUCUCCUUCAGGUGGUGGAAGGAAAAAGUCUGGUGGUGGUGAGAAAUCUGGAAUGGUUGGGGUGCCUGUGUUUAUACCUGGAGGAGAUAGCCAUGGAAAAAUUGGUGAGGGACUAACAUCAGAUGAAGGUGGUGAAGGGACUAGUGGGGGUGGUGCGAAUACAAAAGGUAUAGUUGGAGGUAGGACUGAUGGUGGUGGUGGUGAAAGCACUAAUGGUGGAGGUUGUGACGGAAAUGGUGGCGAUGGUGAUGGAGGUGGUGGUAAUGGUGGAGGAGAUGGGGGUGGUGAUGAAGGUGGUGGAGAAGAGACUACUGGUGGUGGAGAUGAUGGAGGUGGGGAAGCGAUUAAAGGUGGUGAGGACGGUGAUGGAAGUAAGGGUGGUGGUGAUGGGAGUAAUGGAGGAGGGGAUGGUAAUAAAGGAGGUUGCAGAAUUGGUGGUGCUGGAGACGGUAUAGGCGGCGGCAAUGGUGGUGAUCUGCUACGAGGGGAGGGCCUUGGUGUAGGCGCAAAAGGGUUGUCCGGAGAGGGAGAAGUUGAGAAAGGCCAUUGA
Molecule: messenger RNA, 645 nt
Organism: Durio zibethinus
Lineage: Eukaryota; Viridiplantae; Streptophyta; Magnoliopsida; Malvales; Malvaceae
Source: RefSeq, a predicted model, not a curated record